AUGCCUGAUGUCAUAGUAGAGCCAUGCUCUGAAUACGCCCGCGCUUCAGGUCCCAACGCUAUCAAAGGCGCGUUCAUAAAGAGCAAAAAUAUGCUCCAACCUUUCUACACCACAGGCUUACAGAACCUUGCCGAGCUUGCCUACCAAUCUGAGUCCGAGGAUGAGAAGCCCGUUGUCCGCAAGACGCAUAUGAGAUCUUCAUUUAGGGAUGUCAUGGCUCAGGCUAGAGGUGGGCAAGGUUUUGUGCCGCAUGAGGAGGAAGAGGAAGACAAGGUGAUGAAGAAUGAACGUGAGCGACCAAAUACACACGCAGAUACACCGAGUUCAGAAGUACCCGCCAGUAUCUCUGAUCCGGUGGACUUCAGUCGUCUUCAGAAGGCUUUACAGGAUCGUGAUCAAUACCGACGAAAGGAGCCUUAUGUCUCGCGGAAGCCACUUGGCGUUAAGGACAGCAAUGAACUUCCUGCUCUCCUAUCCUUGAAGAAGCAAAAUCAUCAGGUCAAUCAGUCUGAGGUUAGGAUGUGCAAUCAUAAAACCUUCGUCAUCUACUGGGAUCCUGAAGAUCCUAGCAAUCGCAACGGUUCAUUCAUAUCUAGGAGCGUUGAUGUCAAGAGAUUAACCAUGGAGAUGGCCAGUAGUAUCAUAGAAGCUUUCGAGAAGCAGGAGGAUCACCACAUAACGGGUCGUGAUGAAAGACGUAAAGACAUUGAGCCGGAACGACCACCGUCUCACAGUAUCGUCUUACGAGAGGUUCACAACAUGUACUCUCAGCUUUUUCGUCAUGAGAUUCGCAAGCUAGUCAAGACUGAAGAGGCUGUUAACAUAAAGCUUGAUGCGAGGGAGCGGCUAGCAGCCCAGCGGUUACGUCAACGUGGUAGUGCUGCAAAGAACCGUAACAACAACAACACGCCGGAAGUGGACGAAAAGCCAGACUCAGCUCUAGGAACAAGCCCUUCAAAACAGAAGAGGAAGACGCCUAGACAGAUCGCGGAAGAGAAGGUAGCUCGAAACAAGGAGCGCAGGGCUUUGACCGAUAUCGUCAGGGUCCGCGUCGAGCCAUUGGACCGCUACAAGCCCUCAACAGUGGAGGAGCAACAGGCUCGAGCGACCCGGGCCGCAGAUCAGGUUCGACGUGAACGCGCUGCCAAUGUGCAGAAUAUGGAGCCUGAAACUAAAUUCUCAUGGAAGUCGAAUAGGUUCGCGGUCGUCAUCGACAUGGCUGAAGACAACGAGACUACUUCCCCUACUCAAGAGGCGAAGAAGCCUAGGUAUCACCGCCUAGCUAGGCGCGUUACAGACUCCUAUGGUGAGUCUAGUGAAGCCGAAGCUAAGGUUGAAGCCUUUUCAGAGCUUGUAAGUCACGCUGCCGCCAUUGGAAACGAACUCAAGCUGGCGACUCUGGCGCCUGCUUCUGCAGCUUCGCGAGGUUCUAAGCGGAAGAAAGCAUUCUCUGAUUGUGGAGAGGAGAUUUCGGCCUCAUCAUCUUCGCUUUCCCCACGACUGAUCAAGAAGGCGAAGCAAGGAAGUUUCUCCGAGCAAAUCGCGUUAUCUAUAGAGCAGAACCAAGGAGGAAAAAACUGA
Molecule: messenger RNA, 1581 nt
Organism: Alternaria alternata
Lineage: Eukaryota; Fungi; Ascomycota; Dothideomycetes; Pleosporales; Pleosporaceae
Exons: 2
Coding region: 1-1581 (526 amino acids)
Source: RefSeq, a predicted model, not a curated record